ACCGAAUUCCCCCACUGCCAGAACAGGGAAAGGGAGAAAAGGGGGAGAAAUCCGCCCAAAUUCUCCCCCAAAAUAAAAAAAAAAUGUUUUAGGCUCGACUUGAAGUGGAAAUGAAGUGGAAAGCUCUGGAGGUUUGACAUGAGGACCACCUCCCCCUUUUGCCCUUUUUACCUGUCCUCCCGCUAAUGACGACAGGUGAGCAGGUGACACGAGUUCCCUGAAGGUGUCGACUCACCUUAGAAGAAGGAUAAAAAGGUUCAGCAGUUUCCAUCCACACAACACCCAGAGAGAAGCACUGUAGGAGAGCAGAGCAGAAAGGAGAAAACAUCAGAUUAAUUUUCUUUUCUCUCCUUCUCUCAGUCUUUAUUCUGGUCCUUUUUUCCAUUUUUUUUUUCGUAUUUGGUUAAAGCACAUCUUCUGAAUGGAAAAAAUUGAGAAAUUCGAGCACUACCUGGCUGGUACGACAAACUUCCCGUACAAAAUGAGCAGCUUUGGUGAUUGCAACUAUUCAGGUAUUGACAAUUUUAAGCUCUUUCAGAAUAACGUUCUCAAUGUCGAUCAGGGCUUGUCUCCCACAUAUCGGCAUUUUGAAUGUGCCUGCAGUAAGAUAUUCUCCAACAAAGCUGAUUUCACCCGACAUUUGAGAGUUCACACCGGAGAAAAACCCCACACCUGCCCAGAUUGUGGGAAAGAGUUUUCUCUCAAGGGAAACUUGACCAAACACAUGCAGCUGCACACAGAUGAGAAAUCUUACUAUUGUCCUGAGUGUAACAAGGCAUUCCUUAAAAAGGUGUACCUAGAUCAGCAUAUGAGAGUUCACACUGGGGAAAAACCGUUCAAGUGUACUGAGUGUGACAAAGCCUUCUCCCUAAAAGGUAACCUUACACAGCAUAUGAUGCUACACACAGGCACCAAAUCAUACCACUGUACAGUGUGUAGCAAAUUAUUUUUGAAGAAGAGUUACCUAACACAACACAUGCGGAUACACAGUGGUGAUAAGCCAUAUAAAUGCACUAUUUGUGAGAAGGCCUUUUCCCUUAAAGGAAAUCUGUCACAGCACUUGAAACGGCAUUCUGGAAUCAAGCCACACAAAUGUGAAGAGUGUGGAAAGUCAUUUGCUUUAAAGGGUGCUCUCAAUGAACAUAUCAAAGUACAUGGAGGAGAAAAGCCAUUUAAGUGUCUAGAAUGUGAUAAGGCUUUUAAUCGGAAGGUCUAUUUAGUUCAGCAUCAGAGAGUACACACUGGAGAAAAGCCGUUUGAUUGCUCAGAAUGUGGAAAGUCAUUCUCCCAAAGAAGCAUCCUUAACCAGCAUAUGAAGCAGCAUAGAGAAAGAUCUUUCAAAUGUGUUGAAUGUCAUAAAAUAUUUGUGAAGAAAAUCUGUGCUCCCCUAAACAAGCAGAGCAAACUAGGACUGGGGCCUAUGAUGUGCACUGAUUGCCAGGAGGAAUUAGCCAUGGAGGAAGCAUUUGACCAAAACAGUAGUCUUGAAAAUUCUAGCGAGCAUUCCUACAAGUAUAGUGCUUCUGAAGAGGACUUCUCACUCAAAUCAGCCAGUGACCACGACCCUCCAGAUGUUCCUGAGCUGCAGGAGCCUCUGCAUCGGCAUGAGCAGCUGCUGCAGGCCCAGUGUAAUGCAAGAAACCUUCUGUCUAGAAACAGUGAGAGCUCCAGAGAAACAUUCAAAGACAUGAUAACCAAGAGACCAGACUUCGACAGAAGACACACCCCUGAGUAUGAAGUUGAGCAAGAAAAAUACAAUGUGGAGUACAAGAAACUCACUACACUGUGGUUAAAUUCAAGGCAGAAUUUCAUCAGAGAACAAAAUGAGAUGGAUGUCAAAAGGAAUGAAGACACACCGUAAGUGUCAGUGUGGAUUGCUAUAGCACUGGUAUUAAAAAAAAUUCUUCAGAAAAAGUAUAUAGUACAAACUUCCUUGAUCAUUCAUUUCUGUCAUCAUUGAUAAAUGCAUUUUUUUUUUUUUUCUUUUUUUGUCAUGUCAGAAAAGAAACUGUAUUGCCUGCCAUAUGUUACGGUACCAUAUUUUUUUUCCUGUAUGCAGAUCAAUUUAAUCAGUAUUACUGGAGUAUGACCUGAAAGAAGCCUUGCUAAUACUAUAUUUUCUUAAUGGUUAUGAACCUAUUCAUGUACGAAAUGUAUUUCCCAUGGUUAUCAUUUAUUUUCUCUUCAUUUUUUAUAGAGUGGCCACCCUUUUACACUGUAUAGAGGACUGAUACCUCACUCUCUACAUUAUAUCUCAUGAUGACAAUUGCAUGUUGAAUAGUACAGGAAAUAGUUGCAAGACUGUAUUAGUUUAUGAAUGUCACGAUGUGUCUAAUCCAAUAGCUGUAAGGGAGUUAUUAUUAGACAUGUAAAUGUGCAGUCAUGGACUAGUUAGAUAAAGCCUUCUAGUAGUUCAGCACAUCAGUUCACAACAGUUACUGUAAUAAUAACAAAACUUAUUUUUUUCCUUUUCCAUUUGUUUCUUUCUGUAGGAUAUAAAAAUAAUUGUCCUUGAUUUUGAUCAUUCCCGAGAAGUUUGUUUGAAGCCCCCAAAGUGUAUAUACUCUACAGUAGGUAUGGAUGUGGAGGGAAACCCUUGAGUUAUGCACAAGUCCAGGGCUUAUGAGAAUCUAGCAGAUUUUGAAUUAAAAGAAUGUGCCAUUUGUUAUUUUUAUAUCACGCUGCUGGACUGCAAAAUAUUAGAAUCUUAAGAGUAUAUAUUGUAACUAAGGACAGAUCUUUAGUUGAGGCAACAUUAUUCGGCUAUACAGAAUUGUUAUUCAGAAUUUCUUAUAUAUUCUUAAAAAGAAUACUUGUUUUAUAAUUGCUGAUGAAUUACAUCCAGAUAGAGAUUUAUAAUUAGGCAUAUUGUUAUGAGUCUUUUAGAAUAAUGGCUUCAAUGGCUUUAAUAUCACCACUUUGAGCAAAUAUAUAAUGUUUACAUAGGUAUUCUUGCCAAUGCAUUGGCAGCAUCAUUAGUGCACACUUUUAUAUGUAUGUUCACUUAAUGUGUGCUCACACAACAAACACACCUGAAUAUAGAACCCAAAGAUACCUGACUUUGUACAAAAACAUCCUAAAGAAACUGAUAUUGAUGUUAUAAUGAGACAUACAGUACCUGUAAGUGUACUCUCAUACCCCCACCAAGUGGAAAAGAAACACACAUACACACACACACACACACACACACACACACACACACACACACACACACACACACACACACACACACACACACACACACACACACACACGCA
This is a messenger RNA of Penaeus chinensis, 3257 nucleotides long. RefSeq names its product zinc finger protein 501-like. Gene Ontology annotation, biological process: regulation of transcription by RNA polymerase II. The record is from RefSeq and is a predicted model, not a curated record. The coding region runs from base 422 to 1861 and encodes 479 amino acids. The transcript has 2 exons. NCBI's taxonomy places the organism in Eukaryota, Metazoa, Arthropoda, Malacostraca, Decapoda, Penaeidae. Gene Ontology annotation, molecular function: RNA polymerase II cis-regulatory region sequence-specific DNA binding; DNA-binding transcription factor activity, RNA polymerase II-specific.